Messenger RNA from Pogoniulus pusillus (Red-fronted tinkerbird), 3096 nucleotides. It is a transcript of the gene TENT5B, whose product is annotated as terminal nucleotidyltransferase 5B. NCBI's taxonomy places the organism in Eukaryota, Metazoa, Chordata, Aves, Piciformes, Lybiidae. The record is from RefSeq and is a predicted model, not a curated record. Gene Ontology annotation, molecular function: poly(A) RNA polymerase activity; RNA binding. The transcript is spliced from 2 exons. The coding region runs from base 242 to 1429 and encodes 395 amino acids. Gene Ontology annotation, biological process: mRNA stabilization.
CAGCCGGGCGGGCGGGGAGCGGCGGGGCCGGUUCGCUGCAGCGUCCCCUCGGGCACCGACCGCGCCUCGCCGCCGCCCCCCGCGGGAAGCAGCCCUCGCAGCUGCCCUGGGCCGCUGCAGUUUGUCUUUGUCCCUCCCGUUGUGGUUGCUGCCUUCUCCCCGCGGGCGCUUCCGGGCCGUUUCCGGGCCGUUUCCGGGUGCCUCCCGCUCCUUUCCCGGCGGCGCUGCGGCGGGGAGGGCGAUGCUGGCGGCGGCGGCAGGGCCCGCUCCGGGCGGCUCGGAGCAGCGCUUCAGCGUCCUCACCUGGGAGCAGGUGCAGCGGCUGGACCAGAUCCUGGGCGAGGCUGUGCCCAUCCACGGCCGAGGAAACUUCCCCACGCUCUCCGUCAGGCCCCGCACCAUCGUGCAGGUGGUGCGCAGCCGGCUGGAGCAGAAGGGGGUGGCCGUGCACGACGUGCGGCUGAACGGCUCCGCUGCCAGCCACGUGCUGCACCAGGACAGUGGCCUGGGCUACAAGGACCUGGACCUCAUCUUCGGCGUGCGCCUCAAGAGCGAAGAGGUCUUCCAGCUGGUGAAGGAUGUGGUCAUGGACUGCCUGCUGGACUUCCUCCCGGAGGGCGUCAACAAGGACAAGAUCACCCCCAUGACGCUGAAGGAGGCCUACGUGCAGAAGCUGGUGAAGGUCUGCAACGAGAGCGACCGCUGGAGCCUCAUCUCCCUCUCCAACAACAGCGGCAAGAACGUGGAGCUCAAGUUCGUGGACUCCCUGCGGCGGCAGUUCGAGUUCAGCGUGGACUCCUUCCAGAUCGUCCUGGACUCCCUGCUGCUGUUCAGGGAGUGCUCAGAGAACCCCAUGGCCGAGAACUUCCACCCCACGGUCACCGGGGAGAGCAUGUACGGCAACUUCGAGGAGGCCAUGGAGCACCUGCGCAGCAGAGUCAUCGCCACCAGGAGCCCUGAGGAGAUCCGCGGGGGGGGGCUGCUGAAGUACUGCAACCUGCUGGUGCGGGGCUUCAAGCCGCGCUCGGAGGCGGAGCUGAAGGCGCUGCAGCGCUACAUGUGCUCCCGCUUCUUCAUCGACUUCCCCGACAUCGGCGAGCAGCAGCGCAAGCUCGAGUGCUACCUGCAGAGCCACUUCGUGGGCAUGGAGGGCAAAAGGUAUGACUAUCUGAUGACCCUGCACAGGGUGGUCAAUGAGAGCACAGUCUGCCUCAUGGGACACGAGAGGAGGCAGACCCUGAACCUCAUUGCCAUGCUGGCUGUGCGGGUCCUGACUGAGCAGAACAUCAUCCCCACGGUCACAAACGUUACCUGCUUCUACCAGCCAGCUCCCUAUGUCAGCGAGGUGAACUUCAACUACUACAUCACCCACGUGCAGCCCUUCCUGCCCUGCAACCAGCCCUACCCAACGUGGCUGCCCUGUAACUGAGCCAGGGGCUGGCCUCUGCUGAGGUAUUUCCUUGCCUUGGGGAGUGAGGAGGGUGGGAAGGAGGUGCAGAAAAGAGAGAAAAGACUAAAAAACCCAAAAGACAAAAAAAAAGACAAAAGAAACCUUCCUGGAGCUGCAACGAAAGGAAACUUCCUGGACUCUUGCUUGAGUGUCUCGUUCCUGGGGUGGCUGGGACGAGCCCCAUCCGCUGUGCAGUGGGAUGGAGCCUGGAUGCACCUGGACCUUUGUUGGGAAGAUUCAAUCGUUUGUGGAAUUCUGGAGGUGGUGGAGGGGGGUGGGGAGGGCUGGGGAGGGGGGGUUGUGUGUGAGGGAGAUUGUAGAAUUACACUGAGGUAGAGCUGCACUGCCCCGGAGGGGCUCUGGACUGGUUGGAGUUUGUGUGGGAGGUGUUGGAGGUGUGCAGGUCUGCGCUUCCCGAGGAGAGGAAUUCCUUCGAAGGACCAAAGAAUCCUGUUAAGUGCCUGUAACAAACACAACUGUACUGUAACCCUCAGCAUCUGCUCUGCAGGGGCCAACAUCCCAAGAGCCUGAGUGGGAAGUGUCCCGAGAGGAAAAAUGUUUCUGUUGGGUGUUUUGGGGGGUGGGGUGGGAACAGGGAGGGUCUUAAGAUCAUUUCUAGUGACCUGGCUGAAGCAGGUUCUGCCUGAGGUGUUUUGGCGUGGCUUUGGCUGCCUGGGAAGGACCAGCUGUAGCAAAGAGCUGUCAGAGCAGAGUUGGAGCAGCAGGGGUGGGCUGUGGAUUCCUGAAAAGCCAAACCCAAAUACAAAGGUGUGUGUGUGGGAGAGCAUGGUGGGAAACGCUCUGGAGCAAAGGCAGCAGGGGCCCACGGCUGGGGUUGCUCAAGCUCCCAAGUCUGCAGUGCCAAAGUGUGGCUGUGCACAGCAGUGCCGAGGCAGAGGAUGUGCCCAGGAGCCUGCCCCAGGCUGCCCAACCCGGGUCUGUAUUUUCUAGGGGAGUCUGAGCUGCUGCUCACUUGGUUCUUUUUUUGGCAUGCAGUGUGGGUUGUAAUGCACAAAGCCAGAGGCCAGCUGGGACACCUGGGGAGCUGAGGGUUGAAGCACAAACCAGUUAGCUCCCUGGUCAGGUCUCUCCAGCUGCCUCCAUGCUGAGGGCUGGUGGUGGCCCUUGUGUCCUCUUUGGAGGUGGGGCAGAGCUCCUCCAGCCUCCCUGGCUGGGGGUCUUGCCUCAGCCCUCAGGCAGGUCCUAUCUUCACCAGCAGCCUAGUUGCAGCUGUGUGAUGCCACCUGUGAGCCACAGAGCAUUGACAUUCAUCCUCUAGCCAGAAAUGGAGCUUAGGGGGUGGGGAGGGGAGGUCCAGAAGUCAGUUUGCCUUAGGAGAAAGUUUUGCGUCCUUGACAAACCCUCUGGUGCCCUGAGGGCUUUGGCUUGGUCCAGGGUGGCUUUGGCUGGGCUGGUGUCUGGAGCUCAGCAUUUGCUGAGGUGCCAGGAUUGCUGUGCCCCUUCUCCCCAGACAUCAUCUCAGAGCUGAGCUCAGCAUGGGGCAGAGGUGGGCAGGUAAGCAGACCCCCCCAGAAGUGCUGGUGCUGUGCUUGAGCAUCUGGAGCUCGGGGCGUUUGUUGGGACUGUUGUGACACCUGUACCAGCUGGGCAGUUGGAAUGCUCUAAUAAAGACCAGAUCCUUGGAA